Messenger RNA from Ectocarpus sp. CCAP 1310/34, 1727 nucleotides. NCBI's taxonomy places the organism in Eukaryota, Phaeophyceae, Ectocarpales, Ectocarpaceae. The record is from the annotation of a GenBank genome assembly.
AUAUUGGUAGUAGCGUUCAGCGUAUUGCGCAUGAAGCGGUCGGUGUCUCGCCUGAACUUUCUCGGCCUCGUCUUGGUACUCGUCGGCGCGGUGAGGUACACCAUCGUCAGCAGAAGCGAGCGACGAAGCCGCGAAAAACGCGGCGCAACCUCCGCCGAUUCGGUGGGUAACAAGGCGUCUGUUUUGCCUACGACUGUGCCCAGCAUCGGUCCUAGCGACGCUAGGGUGGUGGUGAACGGUAAGAGAGCUGGGGCGAAAAGGGGUGACGGUGACAUCAGGAGGGGUGGAGGCUGGGCGAUUUCGAGGGCGAUGGCGUGGGGAAGCGGCUGGUGGGGCGGCGAGAAGGGUGACGCUUCGCGCCGCGACAGAUAGCGGGGUGGCAGCCGCGGGACACCGGGGACAAGAGAGAGAGAGAGACAGAGAGACAGAGAGAGAGGAGAGGCCGUUCUCACGAACACAAAUGGCCUACGGUACAUGAUGAGGGAGUCACCGCGAUCCUGGCUCUAGGGUUAGCCGUGAUAGACAAAUGGCACCGUAGGGCGCUAGUAGUAGAAGGGUCCCUCGACAACGGCGGGGGUCCCUCCACUCUCUCGCAGUAGCAAGGACACCUGUAAGUCGAUGUGUCAUGGUGGAGGGAAAACGAGGACGGUGCCGAUGUGCCCCUAGAAAGCUCGUCGCGGUUCUUGGUCGAACUAGUAUUGUGGGUGGUGGGGCAUGCAGUUAUUGUCGGGUGAUGUUGGUGUGCCCUCGCUGACAAAAGUGCGGCCUACAGUUGUUGUUGUUGUUGUUGGUGUGCCCUUGUAAACAGCAGAGCUUGUGUUAAGUAGGCUGAGCAUGUUUUGGCAGCAGCGCGAUACGUGCCCUACGAGGGGGGGCGUUUUUUUUUUUUUUCGGUGCUUGCGGAUUCCGAGCGAGAGCGUUUUUUUCAGUUUGUGUCGCAACGGUUGGUUGUCAUGUGCAUAUGGUCGUAUCCCAUCCCAUUGCCAAGAGAGGAAUGAGAGAUGAAGGAGACAGGCAUCCACCAGCCAAACGUAUCUAAGCACUCAUGGAACUUGGUGAGGGCAUGACUCUCUAUGGAAUCCACGGUGCCCCCUAGUUUUCCCUGAUCCGUUGUAUCAAUACCUCCACCCCCUUGUAUUGUUUUUGUUCGAACUGGUUUCCUAGGACGACUUUGCGCUUCUUAAUUCAUGCAUUGGCGGUUCCUCCGCACCGGAAUGUUGUUACGGUUCGUUACGGCGUCCAUCCGUUUUAAUGAAUGGUGUAUGGGAUUGUGUCUGUGGUGUGCGCGUGUAAGUUGGAAUUUAAAGAGUGGAGCUGCGUGAAAUAGACAUGACAAUAGCUUAAGAAUGUAUUUCACCGCCUGGUAGGCAGGAUUAGCGCGAGAAUAGCACUCAAUGAGUAAAUAAGGAACUCAAGUUAUUCAAUAAGGAGUGUUUAAGGUGUGUUUGGUAUCCAGGCGUCGAUCGAUACCUCGAUGCAAAUCCUGAUGGUUUACUUCUCCGGGUAGGUAUGAUGCGAGCAAAACCAAGAAAGCGUCGGAAGAAGCAUGGACGAGGAAAGUCCACGAGUGGCUUUGUGCGUGAGUGUUGAAUUGAUUCAUCCGGGUCACCCUCGAAAGUGCUGUUACUGUAGUCGUUGUUAUUCCCUGGUCAGCAGCGCUCUAUUAGGAAGCGCUACACAAGCCCCCUUACCGACACUCCGUCGUCCUGUAGCGUCUCAAUAUCGAU